Molecule: messenger RNA, 1752 nt
Organism: Colletotrichum graminicola M1.001
Lineage: Eukaryota; Fungi; Ascomycota; Sordariomycetes; Glomerellales; Glomerellaceae
Exons: 3
Coding region: 1-1752 (583 amino acids)
Molecular function (GO): NADH dehydrogenase activity
Source: RefSeq, a predicted model, not a curated record
AUGGCUUCCUCCUCCAGAGCCAUGAACUCCCUUCGCACAACUCACCUCCUCCAGAAGGCUCCGCGCGCUGCCAACGCCGGUCGUAGAACCCUCACUACCUCCUCCAGACAGUCCCUCAGAACCGUCGCCGCGAGGCCGAGAGUCGCCGCCCUUCCCCAAGUCAGCACCGUUACGCGCCAAUUCCGCAGAGAAUACGCCGAUGCAGCUCCCAAGAAGCCCGGCAAGCUUCGCAAGACCUUCAGAUGGGCCUGGCGUUUGACCUAUCUCUCCGCCCUGGGCCUCUUCGCCUACAUCGGAUACGUCGUCUACGAUGACAGACACCCCGAGGAGCAGCUUGAGCUCGACCCCAGCAAGAAGACGAUCGUCAUUCUCGGCACUGGCUGGGGAUCCGUCUCUCUGUUGAAGAAGCUCGACACCGAAAACUACAACGUCGUCGUCAUCUCGCCCAGAAACUAUUUCCUCUUCACCCCCCUUCUCCCCUCGUGCACGACCGGCACCAUCGAGCAUCGCUCCAUCAUGGAGCCCAUCCGCGCCAUCCUCCGUCACAAGAGGGCCCCCGUCAAGUUCUACGAAGCCGAGGCCAGCUCCAUCGAUCCCGAUAGAAAGGUGGUCAAGAUUCUGGAUACGUCGGAAAUUAAGGGCUCCAUGUCCGAGACCGAGGUCGCCUACGACAUGCUGGUCGUCGGUGUUGGAGCUGAGAACGCCACCUUCGGCAUCCCGGGUGUGCGUGAGAACUCUUGCUUCUUGAAGGAGAUUGGCGACGCCCAGGCUAUUCGCAAGAAGAUCAUGGACUGCGUCGAGACCGCCGCCUUCAAGGACCAGUCCGCCGAGGACGUCAACCGUCUCAUGCACAUGGUUGUCGUCGGCGGUGGCCCUACUGGUGUCGAGUUCGCUGGUGAGCUCCAGGACUUUUUCGAGGAGGACAUCAAGCGUCUUGUUCCCGAAAUCGCCGACCGUUUCAAGGUCACCUUGAUCGAGGCUCUCCCCAACGUUCUUCCUUCCUUCUCCAAGCAGCUCAUUGAGUACACCGAGAAGACCUUCAAGGAGGAGAAGAUUGACAUCUUGACCAAGACCAUGGUCAAGAACGUCACCGACACCCACGUUCAGGCUGAAGCUACUGGCCCCGAUGGAAAGAAGCAGACCCUCACUAUUCCCUACGGUCUUCUCGUCUGGGCCACUGGCAAUGCCGUUCGCCCCAUUGUCCGCGACCUCAUUUCCAAAAUCCCCGCCCAGAAGGACUCUCGCCGCGGCCUGGCCGUCAACGAGUACCUCGUUGUCCAGGGCACCCGUGACAUAUGGGCCAUUGGCGACUGCGCCGUCGCUGGAUACGCCCCUACUGCCCAGGUUGCCGCUCAGGAAGGUAGCUUCCUGGCUAGACUGUUCAACAACAUGGCCAGAACAGAGACUGUCGAGGCUCGCGUCCGGGAGCUCAGCAAGGACCUCAACUUGAAGCCCGGCAACGCCGCCGAGGUUGCCAAGGAGAUCGAGGCCCAUGAGCGCCAGCUCCGUCGCAUCAAGGACAUCAAGCCCUUCCACUACUCUCACCAAGGCAGCAUGGCCUACAUUGGUAGCGAGAAGGCCGUCGCUGACGUCAGCUGGUGGAACGGCAAUAUUGCCAGCGGUGGCAGCAUGACCUACCUCUUCUGGCGCAGCGCCUACCUUUCCAUGUGCUUCAGCACUCGCAACCGCCUGCUUGUCGUCAACGACUGGCUCAAGUCCAAGGUCUUUGGUCGCGAUAUUUCACGAGAAUAA